UUAGGAGAAACGUGUUUUCACCAAACCUAGAUUACGACGACUUCCUUUUGGUAUAAAAUAGAACAACUACCAAUCAAAUUCUCAAUCAAAAAGAGAAAAACACAAAUCAAAAUCCCAAUUUCCCAAUUCCAAAUUCCUUUGUCAUCUCUCUCUCGCUCUCCUUGUCUGUGUUUUGCAAUGGCAGUUCAGGACACGUUUUACAUAUCCCAUGGAUCCCCGACGCUGAGCAUCGACGAGUCAAUCCCAGCCAGAAAAUUCCUCCAGUCAUGGAAGCAAAACGUGUAUCCAAACAAACCCAAUUCCAUUCUCAUCAUCUCCGGCCACUGGGAGACGUCUGUCCCCACCGUCAACGCCAUCUCCGGCCCCCACGACACCAUCUACGACUUCUACGGCUUCCCCAAGUCCAUGUACCAGCUCAAGUACCCCGCUCCGGGCUCCCCCAACCUCGCCGGCCGCGUCAAGGACCUCCUCACUGCCUCCGGCUUCCCACGCGUUGAUGUCGAUGCCAAACGUGGCCUUGACCACGGAGCGUGGGUCCCACUUAUGUUCAUGUACCCGGAGGCGGACAUCCCUGUCUGUCAGCUGUCUAUCCAGACGGACAGGGACGCCACUUAUCACUACAACAUGGGGAGGGCACUGGCCCCACUCAAGGACGAGGGCGUACUUGUGGUGGGGUCUGGCAGUGCCACUCACAACUUGAGGGCGCUGAGGGAGAUAAGGGGUGGUGGUGGUGGUGGUGGAUCCAUUGUUCCGUGGGCUCUGGAGUUCGACACGUGGCUUAAGGAUGCUCUGCUUGAAGGGAGGUACGAAGAUGUGAACCAGUAUGAGGAGAAGGCUCCUUAUGCGAAAAUGGCUCACCCAUGGCCUGAUCACUUUUACCCAUUGCAUGUGGCCAUUGGAGCUGCUGGCUCAGCUGCCAAGGCUAAGCUCAUUCAUGGGAGCUGGGAUCUUGGUGCUCUUUCUUAUGCCUCCUACCAGUUUACAUCACCACCUACCAGUUGAAGAUUGACAUUUGAAAUUUGAAAUUUGAAAUUCUCACCAUUAAUUGUACAAGUGUGAUGAUCUUUGUUUAUGUUUUGUUCAUUUUGUAUAUCACGUUCUUCAAAUAAAAGGUUGGAUCUUUGUUGUGAAUA
Prunus avium (sweet cherry) is the source of this 1133-nucleotide messenger RNA. It is a transcript of the gene LIGB, whose product is annotated as catalytic LigB subunit of aromatic ring-opening dioxygenase family. Lineage: Eukaryota; Viridiplantae; Streptophyta; Magnoliopsida; Rosales; Rosaceae. The record is from RefSeq and is a predicted model, not a curated record. Gene Ontology annotation, molecular function: ferrous iron binding; zinc ion binding; dioxygenase activity.